This is a messenger RNA of Cydia strobilella, 993 nucleotides long. RefSeq names its product probable RNA-binding protein 46. NCBI's taxonomy places the organism in Eukaryota, Metazoa, Arthropoda, Insecta, Lepidoptera, Tortricidae. Gene Ontology annotation, cellular component: cytoplasm; nucleus. The record is from RefSeq and is a predicted model, not a curated record. Gene Ontology annotation, biological process: mRNA stabilization; negative regulation of miRNA-mediated gene silencing. The coding region runs from base 145 to 993 and encodes 282 amino acids. The transcript is spliced from 6 exons. Gene Ontology annotation, molecular function: mRNA binding.
UUUAAUUUCGCCAUUUUCUGUUCUUGUCAAAAAAUCAUAGAAAUCGUUUCUUUUUCCUUAUGCGGAGUACGCGUCGUUGUAGUGCUCCUUAGUAAAUAUUUUCGAAACUAUUAUUUAAGAUUAAUUAAAUUUAUAUUGGCUAAUAUGCCGCCUCUUAAGCAUUAUUCGUGUAGUGAAGUAAAUCAACAUGAAUUAUCUUCGAGAUUAUUAUCUCUAACAGAAAAUAACACAUCUUAUACACUGACGCAAAUUAAUGGGCAGAGGAUCUACAGAAAGGCUCCUCACGCAUGGUCUGGGCCGGAGCCGUCUAGGAAUUGUGAGGUGUUCAUCGGCCGCAUCCCGCACGACUGCUUCGAGGAUACGCUGGUGCCUCUGUUCCGGCAGGCCGGCGAGCUGUUCGAGUUCCGGCUGAUGAUCAACUUCUCCGGUUGGAACCGCGGGUACGCAUUCGCCAUGUAUACAAACGACGCGGAGGCGAGCAACGCCAUACGGAUGUUUAACAACUACAUGAUCAGGCCUUCUUGGCAACUGGGCGUGUGUCCGUCCAUCAACAACUGCCGCAUCUUUAUCUCGCGCAUCCCGCCGACGCUGUCCUCGGCGGAGAUCGUGCGGCUGCUGUACGAGCUGACGGACGAGGUGGUCGAGGUACGCGUCCGUCGCUCGGUAGCCUCUAGCGCGGCCAUCGUGGAGUACAAGUCGCACCGCGGAGCCGCCAUGGCGCGCAAGGCGCUGGUGGCCGCCGCGGCCGCCGCGUGGGGCUCCGGCGCGCGCCCCGCCGUCGACUGGUCGCUGCCGCAGUCGCCGCAGCUGCUCAAGCAGUAUCGCGAGGUCGGCCGCUGGAGUCCCGAGCGCGGCGUGGAGUUGACGCGCGUGCCGGAGAGCGGCGCCUACUCGCCGCCCAUCGCGCCGUCCUACACGCUGGAGCCGUGGUCGCAGGCGCGCCGGCUGCGCAUGAUCCACGAGGCGACGCGCCGCCACCACGCCCAGGAGUAA